CAGACGGACCCGCCGUCGUGUACGUCACUCCGGGCGCGCCGGAGUCGCUCGCACGUGCUGUCCCGCGCCGCUCGCUUGCCGCCGCCGCUAUGAGCUGCCCCGUGACGUGCGCCGCCUGGGUGCGCUGCGGCGUUGCCAAGGAAACGCCGGACAAGGUACAGCUCAGCGAGGAGGAGCUGAAGCGCCUCAUCGAGGAGGCCCAGGAGAGGCUGGGGGAUGGCGCUGAUGGUAGCGAUGAAGGCCAGAUGGCACAUGGCACAAAUGUAGCCAAUCCUGCAAGAGCUAACUCUUCUCAUAAAAAUGAAGACCUCUCUGACAAUGAACUGGAUGAAUAUGAUCUGGAAAAUUAUGAUGAAGAAGAAUGCACAGGUGAUUUAACACUUGGAGACAAUUUGGCUACUCUGGCAGUAUAUGGAAGUAAUGAUAACGAUCCUUUCAUCACUCUAAAAACCACUGAUCAAUAUGAACAGGAGGACUUCUUGAUUAAGCCCAGUGACAAUCUUGUCCUUUGUGGCAGAGCUGAUAAAGACUACUGUAGUUUGGAGGUCCAUGUUUAUAAUCAUGAAGAGAACUCAUUUUAUAUACAUCAUGAUAUUCUCUUGCCGGCUUACCCUCUAAGUCUGGAGUGGUUGAAUUUUGAUCCUAGUCCCGAUGAAUCACUAGGAAAUUAUGUUGCAGUGGGUAACAUGACCCCAGUUAUUGACGUUUGGGACCUUGAUAUAGUAGAAUCCUUAGAACCAGUCUUUUCUCUGGGAGACAAGAAGGAGAAAAAGAAGAAAAAGAAAAUAAAGAAAAGUUUAUCUUCAGAAGAGACAGUCAAAGGACAUACUGAUGCUGUGCUUGAUCUUUCAUGGAAUAAACAAAGCAGGAAUGUUUUAGCAAGUGCGUCUGCUGACAGUACUGUGGUUCUGUGGGAUAUGUCUGUGGGUAAGCCAGCAGCCAGCCUGAUGCUACAUACAGACAAGGUCCAGACAGUGCAAUUUCAUCCGUUUGAAACUCAGACCCUUAUUUCUGGAUCUUACGAUAAAUCAGCCGUGCUGUAUGAUUGCAGAAACCCACAAGAUAACCAUCGAAUGUGGCGGUUUAGUGGUCAGGUUGAAAGAGUAACCUGGAAUCACUUCUCACCUUGUCAUUUCUUAGCAAGCACAGAGGAUGGCUUUGUGUACUGUCUGGAUGCUCGUUCUGAUAAGCCGCUGUUUACUCUGAAAGCUCAUGAUGAAGAAGUGUCAGGGCUACAACUAAGCAGUCAGAUCAAAGGGUGCCUUGUGACAUCAUCUGCUGACAAAUAUGUGAAAAUCUGGGAUAUCCUGGGAGACAGACCAAGUUUAAUUCAUUCCAGGAAUAUGAAAAUGGGCGUUCUCUUCUGUGCAGCUUGCUGCCCUGACUUCCCGUUUGUUUUUGCCUUUGGAGGAGAGCGAGAAGGGCUGCGUGUUUGGGAUAUAAGCAAGAUAGCUGCAGUGAAUGAAGUUUUUGGAAACAGAGAGAGACUUGUUCUGGCUGGUACCACCUCUGUAGCUUGCAGCUCUGCGGCCGGAAGUACCAGCAAUGAUUCGGAGACAGCAAUGGAAUCGUGAUGGACCAAACAACACAAAAUCAAAGUAAUUAAUGGGACUAUGAUGAACAUGCAUUCUACAAAUACCCGUUUUGGUGAGAGUUCGUAGAAAUUACUCUAGUGUCUUGCAGUCUGCAGGGUUCUUCAUCUCAGACAAAGAAACGUCAUGAUGUGGUUAAGCUCUACGUCAGCAGGUCCAAGUUCCUGCCUCUAUUACUGGCUUUGAAAGAUUAAAUCACUUGCUUUUGCCUGAGAUAAUGAUCCCUGAAACAGGGAUCAUAUGUAUAAAGUUGAUAUAUAAAACGAAAUCGCCACUAGAAAAGCAUCCUGCUGCUACCAGAAGUUUGUUGAAUACUGCAAAGAAGGUGAAUCUCUUCUAAAGGCAUAAAGAAACAUACUUCAGACAGCAGUUGUGUAAUAAAUAAACAAAAGCUGAGUGAAAUGACAAGUGUAAAUAGAUAAUUUAUCCUUAAUUUAAGGCUAGAUUUACUGAUUUCUAAUACAGAUUUUGGAAGUUCUUGUAUGUAACUUUUUAAAGUCUUAAACGUAUUUCUUGGGCAGUAAGUUGGAAUCCCCGAGCAGAAUCUUGAAAUGCAUUUGUAACACCUCAGACCACCAGUAUCAAACCAGAAGUACCCCAGCUGUAUCCCAUCAAGAUUAAGGGUUUCUUUCCCCUGGUUCCACAGCACCUGAAGCUUAUUGAUCUUGCCUGUGUAUUGGGUUUUUCUUCAAGCUCCAAAGAUUUAUAUAUAUAAAAAAAUAUAUAAAUAGAAUUUGAACUGAAAUAAAGAGCUACUACUCAGAAGAGGAUGAGAGGCUGCCAGGACACGAGGCGAGGGUAGGGAUCUCAGCUGGUCACUGUCACCGGUCAAAGCUGUCCAUGUUACAUUACAUACUCAUGUUCUUAACUCCUCCCAGGUGUUUCUCCCUGAAACCUGAAGGCCUAACCACUGACUUAAACACUUCAUUUAUAGCAUCAGGAACCUAUCCAAGGAAUGUGACUCAAACAAUUUCCUCACAUUUAAAAUGAACACCCAAGUGCCUUACCCCAGGCUAGAAGUUAAAUGAUACUCUUACCCUCCUGUCAAGUGCUUCUCUUUCCACAUACUGGAAGGUGUCUUAUUAAAGUGCUGCUGCUGCAAAAACACUGAGUAUUAAAGCAACUGGUAUCAAAGCAGCUGUAGUGUCAGUGCAUGGAGUUGACAAGCUCUUGGCCCCGCUCUCCACCCUAGCUCACAGUAACAGGUUCUGGUGAGGCAAAGCAGAUAAAUUGUAGCAGUACAAAUGGCAGGUGGGGAAAAGGCAGGGCUUCCAGGUUUCCUUCCCAUCCCUUAAGUGGCUGCUUCUAAAUCCAAUGUUUCUAGUCUGGUGACAGGUGUUUAGCAUGGCUCUACAGGAACCAAGAAUAUUUUGGAUGUGUUGACAUUCCUGCCUCAAUCCUUUCUCUGCCAAGCAAUAGUGAACAAUGUGUGAACCACAAAUUAACAACUGCUUUUGUGAAGCCUAAGAUGGUGAAAGCAUCGGAACCACCUCUGUUCAAGUGCUCUCCACUGAAGAGCUGCAAGUUUUUCUAAACCUUUCAUUUGCAAUAAAUGCUUUGUGUUACGCUCUU
Molecule: messenger RNA, 3164 nt
Organism: Phalacrocorax carbo (great cormorant)
Lineage: Eukaryota; Metazoa; Chordata; Aves; Suliformes; Phalacrocoracidae
Source: RefSeq, a predicted model, not a curated record